Molecule: messenger RNA, 1528 nt
Organism: Malaclemys terrapin pileata
Lineage: Eukaryota; Metazoa; Chordata; Testudines; Emydidae
Gene: ALKAL2
Product: ALK and LTK ligand 2
Exons: 6
Coding region: 381-839 (152 amino acids)
Biological process (GO): positive regulation of ERK5 cascade; positive regulation of ERK1 and ERK2 cascade
Molecular function (GO): receptor tyrosine kinase binding; receptor signaling protein tyrosine kinase activator activity
Source: RefSeq, a predicted model, not a curated record
GAAAGCUCUCUGCCCCGCGGCACUCCCCGCCAUGGGGGCACCGGCCCCGCUCGGGACAGAGCCCGCGUGGAUCGCGGCGCCUCUCUCCGGGGGAGGGGGGGCGGAUUUCCAGUCACGGCUCCUAGCGCUGGAGAAUUACCCUUUACAAGAAUAACGGAAGGAGGCAGAUGCCGGCUCCUUCCCACCGCCACAUAACCGCAGGCUUCCCGACUGAGGUGCAGCCCAGCUCCGCCCCUCUCCCCCCAGACAGACAGACGGACAGAGGGACAGAAAGUUCCUGGCAACCACGCAGCUUCCCCCGCGCCCCUGUGAAAUAGGAGUCCCCCCAAAGUGGAUCAUUUCUUUUCUUCUGCUCAUUCACCCUCCAGUUCAGACUUGCAAUGAGCGGACUGAAGUCUCCUGUGCUGCUGGGGCUGGUGCUCUUAAUGCUGUCAGCAGGUUAUUGCAAAGAGAGAACUGACUCCAUAGACCUAAAAGACAGGCAAAGCCUCUUCAAUCUCAUCAUGGAGAUUAUUCAGGAACUGAAAAGGCACCACAUGGAAAAGGACAACGAGGUGCAAUACUUCUCCAACCACGACUAUACUUUAGACCGAAGAGAAGUAGCUGAUUAUGGAGAGUACCAGGACGAGCAGAGAGCUGAAAUAGUUCCUAGAGAUUUGAGGAUGAAAGACAAGUUUUUAAAGCAUUUAACAGGUCCUCUCUAUUUUAGUCCAAAAUGCAGUAAACACUUUCAUCGGCUUUAUCACAAUACAAGAGACUGCACCAUCCCAGCUUACUAUAAAAGAUGUGCCAGGCUUCUUACUCGGUUGGCAGUAAGUCCAAUGUGCAUGGAAGGAUAAGAUACUACCAUACAGAAAAGAAACACCAAGAAAAAGGAGAAGUGCCUUGGAAACCAACAGGGAAAUAGAACUUAAUACCUUUAUAACAUAUUCCAUUGUGAACAAGAGGAUUUAUUUUUGCAGAUUGACAGACUAUUUCCCAUAAUUCUUUUAACGUGUUUUGUAUGUUUUCAACAGUUUGCAGAUCUACAUCCUUUACAGUAGUAAAACUGCCAAUAGUACUUACUGCUCCAUACUUAAAAGUACACUCCACAUUUGAUGUGUAGUGCUGCCAAAAAUUACAUGAACAUGUACCCUUCACCAAGAAAUUAAUGUUCUGUUGCUGAAUUCUGAGACUUGGAGGGAUGUUUAUAUACCCUGAACUCUUAAUCUACUCCACAGCAGUGGUUUUCACUUGAUAUUCUUCAGGAUUAUGCAAUUAAAAGAGAGUUCGGAUAAAACAAACAUUUAAAAAUUUCAGUGUUAGAGGGGUCACAUUGUACCCUUGGAGUGCAAAUUACAUGACGAAUACAAAACACAAUUCCAAGUGAACAAGUUUUCUCAAGACAAAAGAGUGUGAAUUUUGUGCGUGCACACACACACACAAUCUGCCCACUGGUUUUCUGUUCAAUGUGUAAACAUUCCAACUAACGUGCAAUAUGUAAAUACUGUAAAUAACAAACAUGACUAAUAAAGUGUUUGAUAUAUUA